ACUCCAUAACAACAAUAUGGCUGAACCGAAUCGUUUGUGGCGGACUUGAAAAAAAAAAAUAAUAAUACACACAGACACCUAUAUAUCUUUCUCACUCACUCACUCUCUCUGUGCUGGCAGGACAGUCUACGCCUUCUUCUUCUUCAUCAUCAUCUACAUCGUUCGUUUGCUUCGCUAGUCGUCGAUGGUAUCACCGUUUACUUGCUUAUUAUUUGAUAUAAUAUAUUCCCCAUGUUUCUGUAUAAUCUCUGCUUUUGAUAUUUUGCCCUGUUUUUUUGUUUCUCUCUCUCUCUCUUCUCCUCCCCCAUUAAUGUUCCGAUUUAUGUCUAUUCUAUGUAAAUGUGUUGUUUCUGUCAUUCGUGAUGCCGUCAGUAGCAGCAGACCAGCCCAUUGCGUCCAAUGUUCCUUCCACCCGUACCGCUUCUUUUCCUCCUUCCUCUUUUAACACCUGUAACCACCACGUAAUCGAACCCGGGACAUUCUCCGCGGUUCUCUAUCCUUUCCUCUGCUCUACUCCUACGACUGGAACGAGUUUUUGUUGUGGUGGUGGGAGCUGCACUGGUCGAAAAAACAGGCCCUGUGUAUCGUCUUCGUCUUCGUUCCUGUGGUCCUCGUCGUCAAGAAGCAUUGUUGCUGCACUUUAUAGACUUCGAUAUUUGCUGUUGUCGUCUUCCCACCUAUCCUUCUUCUUCUUCUUCUUCUUCUUCUUCUUCGUCUCUUCCUAUCUAUUUCUGCCCGUUGUGCAGCCAACGACGUCAACAUCACCAUUAACAACAACAACAACAAAAACAUCACCGCCGCCGCCGCCGCCACUCUCACCUAUUCCACUACCACCACCACCACCACCAACAUCAUCAACAACAACAAUAACUGCAACGGCUACAACUGUCGUAACACAACUAGUAGUAGAAGUAGUAGUAGUAGUAGUAGUAACAACAGUCACGUUAGUAUCGAUAAUAGCAGCAGCAGAAGAAAAAGAAGGAAAAUACUACAAUUCUGGCGCACCAACAACAUGUGGAUGAAACAUACGAAAUGGCAAUAUCGCUGUUUGGCGUACCUCAAUCAGUUUUUCACCGGCUACGCCCUGAUGGCAUGGACCGGUUUUUUCCUAUUUUUGGGCGUAUUUUACAAUGAAUGGAAACCUUUAAUUUCCUAUAUAGUGGGCAUCAUUCCAGCCAUGGUGAUCUGUUUUCAUGUCAACCGUAGUCAACAGCUGUGGGACCUUACCCCUUUUACCAAAUUUCUCUUGGCGAAAACAACUUUAUCGUACAAGCUUCGGACAUUAUUUCUUCAGCUUGUCAUGACCAUUAUCACCUUUAAGGAAUAUAAAAGCAACGACGGUAAAAAACAGGUGUCUGCGACUAAUGGGUGGGCGGUAGACAAUGUUCAACACGACUCGAUGUCUCCAUCGCCGUCGCCAUCUCUGCCCACAUCCAGCAGUUGGUUGGACGACACUUCGCAGCGAAUUAAACCCAAACAACGGAAUCGCUUGGAUUCUUCGAAAUCUAGUGACGAUCAGUCUCCCCACACAUCCGACUCUCAUGUUCCUUAUUGCGAAGUAAUUAACUGUGAGAUCGAAAAGUUUGUCAAUUUAAUUACAAGAGAUUACGUUCAGUCUUGGUACAAAGUGGUCUGUUCCGAUUCCACUAUAGUUGUUGACAUCCAUGAUGAAAUUCUGGAAAUCCUGUUAGAGUUGUGUCGACGAGCACGUACUGUCAACCGGUUGUCUGCAUGUACAGGGGCCAUCACAAUGUGCCGUGAACAUUUGAUGAAAUACCAGACCUCGUUUGCUACUUACAAGAUCCAGAUGUGUUAUGCAAUGUCAAGUGAUAAACUUUCACAGAAGAAAAAGCUACCAGGAUCUGUAGAAGAUGUAUUUGACCAAAAGUAUUCCCUGCAUCCCGCAUCAAAGGGCACUGAAGCAUCUUUUGACCAUGUCCGGGCACUCAUUGAACUCUUGAUUGACUGCUUAGAUAUAUUGCCAGCGGAUUUCAAGAACGUAGAUUCUUUGAAGAAAAUCCUUAUUGAAAUUUUUACAUUACAAAUUAUAAUGCCCCUCAUUGAUAUGUUUCAAGACCCGGAUUUUUUGCACGAAAGCAUUAUCAUGCUGCUGUCUAAGGAACAAGAGGAACUGGUUGAAAUAAGAAAAACUGAUGAAGAGACAGCUAGCAAAGAAACGCCGCCCCCACCACCACCACCUCCUUUACCACUGCCACCUGUUAUAGUCCAGGGUUCGACUCCUGAAAAACAGGACGUCACAAUCGUGGAAGCAAUACGGCCAAACAGCAUCCAGCUUGAGCAGAAAGCAUCAUCUUUUGAUGAGCCUAAAACUCUCUUAAAUCCUGAACAGGUAUUGUCUAAUCAGCAACAGGUGGAAACACAAGAAAGUCAACAACAGUCACGACUAACAACACCAGAAAUACAAGAGUCACAAACACAAACACCAGAACAACAAUCACACCUACAACCAACACCAAUACCACAACAACAGCAACAGAAACAAGAAAAUUCAUGCAUGCAAAAUUCUCUGGAGAUAAACGGUAACAAUUUGAAAUCAGGUGAAGAAAAACCUGCCACCGGUGAUUCAACUUUUGAAAAUGUCUUCAGUUUUCGAUCAAGAGAAGGCAGUCGGAUAUCUUUAGGUGGGUUGCCCUUUCUUUUCGGUGGCGAUAGACAAUUUUUUGGCUCAGGCAGUGACAGCAGAAAAGCUUCCAUGUCAGAUAACGAGUCGGUUACAGAUCAGCCCUCAUUUUCAAAUAACAACAGUAAAAGGUCUUCGUGUUCUGCUAACGAGGAUGUUGAUGCUCACGACAAUAAUGAGGAUAAUGAAAGUACAGACUUCAGUAAGAGUUUUUCUGUAGCGAAACCUGCUGAUCAAAAGGAUUCCUUGGAAAAUGAGAAAGUGAGUGGUGAAUGUGUAAAUAAAGAAUCGAACUGUGAUAAUAAAUCGGACCAUGGCUUCAUCAGGCGUUUAGAGCAGCGAAACAGUUUUUACUCUCUUCCUUUAUCGGAUAAAACACCCGGUAGUGAAAAAGAGAGCAAUCAAUCAGCUUUCGAAUUUGGUUUGGAUGAACACCAUGUUUCUUCUGCUAGCAGCAAGGAGCAAAAAUUAAAUGGGAUGAGAUCGAAAAGUUCGGACUCCAGUCCCUCAGGAAUGCGGAACACUUUUGAACGUAGUCCCUUUCAAACUUUGUGGCCAAACUCUGCGAUCCCCAGGUUGAGUCAAACCGAGGAUAGCAUUCGGACGUUUCCAUUUCUUCCUGGCAAUUCAGAGACCUCUUCUAAAACAGACAGCGAGUCGGAUGACUCUGGGCCAUCUGCCGACAAAAGGUGUCUUUUCCAAAAUAUCUCGGUGGUCGAGACGGAAUCACAUAAGGAACCCAGGGCUAACAAGGUUUACACCCUUUACGAAGUCCAGUAUGAUGCGUCAUAUGUGUCUGAAAAUGGGGAACUUUCUACAAAAACUGGCAAAGUGAAACGCAGGUUUCGAGAAUUCUGCACGCUACAACAGAAACUUGAAGAAAGGAACGUCUAUAAGAAAUGCUUGAAAGAUAUCAAAGGACCAAAAGGAUGGAAGCAUUCGCUGUUUGGUAACAUGGACCAGGAGAAUGUCACUCAGCGGAGGAAAUUUCUUGACAACUACUUGAAGAACUUAAUAAAGAAAGAAAGCAUCUCCAAUGGGCCUGAACUGAGGGAGUUCCUCGCCUAUGAGGGAGAUGCACACAUCGCUUAUGUGCGGCGCACCCGUGAAAUCAACAUGCCACGGAUUGAUAAAGCAUUUGUGAAAACGGUAUCUGGUGUACUGGACCGGAUAGCUACAACAGUUCUUCCACGAAGUUUGUCGCAAGACAAGACCUCCCCAUCUGGCUACUCUCCAUACCGUAAAGACUCCUUGUCGCCCAACAAACCCACAGAAGAAGAAGUAAAGAUCAUCGAAGAUUCGGAUCAAAUUCUAGUUGAUAUAGACAUUCCAAAUUAUGAGAGUUGGUUUCGGGUUGUGGAAGCUAACGUCAGCAAGCACAUUGAAAGCAUAAAAUGUCGUCGUGAUUCAUCAACAGAAGUGACCAAUCAGAGCUCUUCACCACACAGCCCACUCUCGACCAAUCAGAGCUGUUCUUCGCACACUCCAUCUUUGACCAAUCAGAGCUGUUCGUCGAGUAAUCUGCCAUCAGUUGACCAGACCUUUUCCUCGAACAGUUUGCACAUGACCAAUACAAGUUCUUCCUUACAUGGUUUCUCAAUGACCAUCGACAGCUGUUCUUCAUCCAACUUACCUUUGACCAAUGAGAACAAUUCAUCCUUACACACAUCUUCAGAUACCAAAGCCACAGAAAACAACACUGAUCCUUUUAGGGCACACAUCACAGAUCAAGAAACAGACCCAUUAAAUUCAGUCAGAGUUGAGAUGAAGGACAACCUAAUCUUGACAUCUGCAAUUCUCGACUUUGCGGUGCAGGCACUGCAAGGAUGCGACAGCUGGUUGAACAAGGAAGCUGCUUACGAGACGUUUGCGAUUGUUAGUGGAACUGUCUUGAACAAUUGGCUGCAGAAGAAACUUCACGAAGCCACUUCACAGACUCAGUGCCGUUACUAUCUGCAACUACUACGCGAGAAGCUCUGGCCCAAUACCAAAGCAGAAUGCAAGACGACACCUGUGAAAACCCCUGCCGAAAUGGAAGCUACCAAAGAAAAAGCCAAACAAUAUAUUUUUGACUUGUUUCCAUGUUUACUUGUGUUGUUCAUUGGGGAAGAAAAUGUACAACAUGCCAUCUCACAACUCAUCGCAGCUAUCCAGUGUCAGAGGCUCAACAGGCAUUUCCUCUUCUGUCUCUUGGACACCAUAUUCCUUCACCUGUUUCCUGAAGUAAAGUCCACAGAUUUCCAGCAAACGUAUGAACCCAACAACGUGGGAAGCUCUUUCUCCAGUGAUGACUUCACGUUGUCGUCUUUGAACAGCUGAUGAUUAAACCAAUUGCCAACAGCCGCAAAAUUAAAUCAAAUUACAACACACACACAUUCAUACACACACACAUAUAUACAUAAUUGUGCCCGUGUGUAAUGUUUGCAUACAUUUAGUGUAUGUAUGUAUUUAUAUAUAUGUAUGUAUGUAUGUAUAUAUGCAUAUAUGUGUGUGUGUAUGUAUAUAUAUAUAUAUAUAUAUAUAUAUAUAUAUAUAUAUAUAUAUAUAUAUAUGUUUCUGCUUCUAUCCUUCAUCUUGCAAACUGAUCAAAGAAUAAUAUGGUGAUGAUGAUGAUGAUGAUGUAAUGCUAAUCUGUGAAGAAUCAAUUCUGCCAUUGUAUUUCAAUCAUCCAAAAACAACAAUAAAAAAACUUUUCCUCUGAAGACACAAAAUGUGUAAAAUAUACCAAAAAGACUGCAGUUUUUUUCUCUUGCGUUUUCAAGAAGGAAAAACUACUAAACUAAUGAUAAUAGUAAUAGUAAUGACUGUAAUUAUAAUAAUAAUGAUGAUGAUAAUUAUUAUUGUUAUGUUAAUCAGAGGAUGAAGAAAUGCAGAUGAAAAAAAAUCAAGAAGAAAUAUUUCCUUGACACAAAUCCGUUUGCCAAACAGAGUUGAGGUUUUUGUCCAAGAACCCAAUGCAACAGCCGCUAUGAGACUGGAAGUUUUGAGAACUCUAACGCCAACCGUCAGUACUCUUACCUUACCUUAAACAGUAUAAAGCGUAAGAAGGAAGAAAGGAAAAUAUGGUAACGAUAGUCAUAAUGAUAAUGAUGAUGAUGAUGAUUAUAAUAUAAUCUUUCUUUGAUGCCACUCCUCUUGUCUGUGAAAAAGCCUUGAUAUUACUUUGAACUGAUGAUAUAUUGUUUGGAUAACUUAUGUGGUUAAACUUUUGGAUAUUUCACGUUUGAGUUUUGGAAUGUCUGAGAAUGAUGGAAUUAAGCAGGAAUAAAGGAAUGAGUGGUUAACUAAUUAAUUAAUUAAUUAGUCUAUCAGACACGAAUGCCAAAAACAGAAACAAGUUGGAUAAUCCCAUCUCAAGAGACUGAUCUUAACAUUACCAACAUUUAUUAAACAUAUGCACUGUUGUGCAUGUACACACCUCCACACACACAUUAUUUACAUGUGUGUGUGUGUGUGUGUGUGGUGUGUGAGUAUAUACUACGUUCAACCCAUGCUAGCAUGGAAAGCGGACGUUAAACGAUAAUGAUAUACAUAUAUAUAUCAAACAAUGAGAAUGAGUGCUCAGCUCUGUAUUGGUGGAUAAAAAUUCUUUACUUGUGUAUUAAGGCUACAGUUGGUUUCAUGUUAAAGAAUACUUAAGUUAUCAAGCCUAUCACUGGAGUUCCAUCGGACAGGCUUGAUAAUUGUUGAUGUAUUCUUUAGCAUGAAACCAAUGGUAGCUUCAAUACAAGAAUAAAGAACAUAAAUUUA
Messenger RNA from Octopus sinensis (East Asian common octopus), 6391 nucleotides. RefSeq lists its product as uncharacterized. Gene Ontology annotation, molecular function: phosphatidylinositol binding. The record is from RefSeq and is a predicted model, not a curated record. Gene Ontology annotation, cellular component: intracellular membrane-bounded organelle. NCBI's taxonomy places the organism in Eukaryota, Metazoa, Mollusca, Cephalopoda, Octopoda, Octopodidae. Bases 1013 to 4960 code for a protein of 1315 amino acids. The transcript is spliced from 10 exons.